GUUUCUUGCCUGUCAGUUUAGUUAUACCAGAUUACCAGCAUUGUGUGAAUUACCUGAAAGUGUUUGUUUUCGCUGGUUGUCUUAGUUUAGAUGUUUAAAUUUUCUAUCUUAUAAAAAAAUACGUUAAAAAUACGAAAAUGUCAUUCCUCAAUGAAAUUCUUCAAUGUGCUUCCGAAAUGGAAGUGAACGAAAUAAAAGACAAGAUAAUGAUGGUAGAAAAAAACUUAACCAUUUUGAAAAGUAACGUUAAAACGCACAUGGAAAAAAAGCAUAUUGAAAUCAUGCGAGUUGGGGAUCCGUCACAUUUGAUUGAGCUUGCAAGUGAAAUAAGUUCCAACAUCAACGAACUCCAGAAAAGACUCAAUAAUGAUACUAAAACAGAACUAUCUAACCUGUCCGAAGAAAUGAAAGAACUUGUAAACUCGUUGAAAGAAUCGUCCAUUUCUGUGGAUAUAAUCAAAACAUUAUUUGAUCUCGAUGUCCAUGUCGGUGCAAUGAAAGCUCAAGGGGAUAGCAUAAAUCAUUUUGAGGUCGCAAAGCAUCAUAAAGCAGCUUUAGACUUACUUACUAAAUAUGAUUACUGCGAGUAUAUAAACAUAAUGGAGAAGAUGAAAAACUCGAUGAUGUUUAGGUUCAUGUCAAUAUCUGAUACUACUGUCGAUUGUUGGAAUAAAUCUGUUUGUUGGAAUUAUUGUGAUAUCGGGGAAGGAGUCAAAACUUGUACAUUAACUGUUAAUGGAACUGUAGACAAUAUUGCAAGUUUAAUGGGAGCACUACAUUUAUAUGGUAAAAGUGGUUACCUUAUAUAUACAUUUUCACAAAACCUAUUGGAAAAAGUUAUCAAUCCGUGCAUUGAUAGUAAGACAAAUGUUAAGUCGUCGGCUACACGAAAUGAAAAAAAAUUGUCCAUAACCUCUGAAACGGAUCAAAAAUCUCAUUUCCAACAGGUAUUGACUAAUCUCAAAAUGGUAUUUUUAUUUAUCCAAGAUACUUUGGAUUUUGAGAUAAAGCAAUUGGAUUGUGAUGAAAUUAGCGAAUCAAAAAAUAAAAGUCAACUUUUUAUUCGGCAAGUAGGAAGUCACAUUGAAAAUGAGGUUUUGACAAUUUUAGUAGAGGAAUGUCUUACAAAUGCUAUUCCUUUAAAAAAACCUGACUUACAAGAAUAUGAAAAACAAGUACAAGACAUAGUUGAUUUUCAGAGCCUCCUUCUGGAAAUUGGAUUCCUAUGUGAGAAAAGCGCUUUGUUAGAAAAGUAUUGUGGCAACGUUAAUGAACAAUUCAGAAAUAAGACAAUAGAAAGAUAUCUCUCCAGGGCAAGGCAGAUUUAUAAAAAACCUUUGCAAGAUAAGGUUCAAGUUAAAAUGCAAUUGAAUAAAGAAAAUAAGACAACAGCUGGUGAAUCUUUGAUAAAACUCGAUACAAGUGAAAUUCAAAAUAGUUUAAAAAUGAAUAAAUUAUGUCCGAACAUGUUGCAGUUUCCAGAUUGUUAUAUAAGCAUUUCUACUGUGGAAUUGGUUGACUUGGGGAAAGAAAUUAUUUUGAAUUCGUUUUCUACACCAGAUUUUGAUCCUGAAAUGUUUACUACUGCCAGGGAUAUUUUUUCUCUCUAUCAUGAAGCUGUUCCAAAAAUACAUGGAAAAUAUCUCGAUAAUCUGGCUGAACAAUCUGCACUAUUUUAUAACAAUUGUUGGUACCUUGCUCAUAAACUCAUAACAAUCAAUGAAGAAUUCAGGUCUUCAAUUCCACAUAACACAAGACCACCUUUGGCUUGUUUCGUUGAUUUAGCACACCCGUUAAUAACAAAAGGGAUACACAUUUUGGACCAGCAAAUUAAUAAGCAAUUUAACCAAAUUUCAAGUAUUCUUGAACAGUCAGGUUUGUCCUCACUAAGUGAUUCAGAGGUGUUAACACCUAUGACAGGAAAAUGUAUGAAACAGUGCAUGCAUCUGUUAUCCUACCUUCAGUCCGUUUGGCAGGAUGUACUUCCCACAUCUGUUUACUGUCAAGUUUUGGGAUCGUUAACAAGUAAUUUCUUAAAUGAAAUCAUUGAUAAAAUUGUCGUGACAAGUGACAUCAGGGCUGACAUUGCGACGUCUUUAGUUCAGGUUUUUUCAUCGGUUACUGAAAACAUUCCAAAACUUUUCCCAGAACCUCAGGAUGUUAUUAUUUAUGUGAAAACCUGGACACGGUUUAAUGAACUGGUAUUCAUACUUGGAGCUAAUUUGAUCAACAUUGGAGAAAGGUGGGCAGAUUCAAAAGGGCCUAUUGCUGCUGUAUUCAGUGCAUCAGAAGUUCAGCAACUUAUACGUGCACUUUUUCAGGUUUCUAACAGGAGGGCUGCUCUUCUGGCAAGGAUAAAAUAGCUAUAAAUGAGAAUUAUUCUUUAAUAUUAUUCUGUAAAUAAAUAUAUAAUAUAGUA
Messenger RNA from Cimex lectularius (bed bug), 2419 nucleotides. It is a transcript of the gene Zw10, whose product is annotated as centromere/kinetochore protein zw10 homolog. Gene Ontology annotation, cellular component: RZZ complex. The record is from RefSeq and is a predicted model, not a curated record. The transcript has 14 exons. NCBI's taxonomy places the organism in Eukaryota, Metazoa, Arthropoda, Insecta, Hemiptera, Cimicidae. Gene Ontology annotation, biological process: mitotic spindle assembly checkpoint signaling; endoplasmic reticulum to Golgi vesicle-mediated transport. The coding region runs from base 138 to 2363 and encodes 741 amino acids.